GUUACACUGGACACGACAAAAAAAAAAUUGCUUAAGAAACUCAAACCAAACCAAAGAAUUCGCAUGUGUAAUGUGUAAUAAGCAGUAAACAAUCAGCUAUAGAAAGGCGGCAAGGCCCCCCAGUUUGUGCAACAGCUUGUGUCGAGGAUCAAGUGGAUUGUCCGGUUCCGUAGUGUUGGUGAGUCCGCGAUAAGGGAACAGAGCAUUCGAGAUUACUGCGUAUUAAGUUACACUUACACAUUCUGAUUUCCUGCUCAGAAAGAACAACAACUGCGCCACAACAACAACAGCAACAACAAAGACAAUGGCAACGGCGCGAAAUGCUGCUGAGCCAGCGGAACUGGCGCUCUUUCUAAACAACGAGCUGAGCUUUAGCAAGGCAAACGACAAUGACAACGGCACCGACAAUGACAACGGCAACGGCAAAAACAGCAUGGCCACAAAUACUCCAAGGAAAUUCGUUGCCCCAGCCGCAAGCAGCAGCUUCAAUAUGUAUCGCAGCAGCGCCAACAACAAGGACAAACAGUUUAAUGCCAUUUGCAUGAAGGCCCAAGCUGGCCAAAGAGUGAUGAUCAUCAUGCGCGGGCCACCGGGCAGCGGCAAGUCCACAUUGGCCGAAUCUCUGCUACGCCAAUGCCGUCUACUAGAGCACAACGAUAUGCUGGACUUUGUCUAUAGCACUGAUGAUUUCUUCAAGUCCAGGCGCGGCUACGAGUUUAAUCCAACUCAGCUGCCGACCGCCCACGAAUGGAACAAGGAGAGGGUACGCCAGAAGGCCUCUCUGGGCUGGAGUCCGAUCAUAGUCGACAACACCAACAUAAUGGUGUGGGAAAUGCAGCCCUAUGUCCAGAUUGCCGUACAGCAUGGCUACGUACUGGAGCUGUUGGAGCCGCAAACAGGCUGGUCCAAGUCGGCCAGCAAACUGGCGCAAAAGAACAUCCAUCAGGUGCCCAGGGAGAACAUUCAGCGCAUGCUGGAGCGCUAUGAGAAGACCAGUGUGCCGGAACUUAUCAAGUUGAUGAAGGAAACGAAGUAUACAGUAAAGCUGCCACAGCUACGCCUAUUCCCGCCACUGCCGGCGGUGCCCACCCCAGCCUCACUGCCGGAGAACGACAAUCCCGAUGGGCUAUCCCCAAACGGUUUCAAGCUAAAUAUUAAUGCCCGAACUUGGGUGCCCUACGAGCAGGGGUGCCCCGCCUACUGGUCGCGGUCGGGCACUGAGCAGGCCACAGCAUCCUCCACAAUAGAUGCAGCCGCCGUUGGGACUGGCUCGUACGAGAAAUCACUUAUAGAGCUGCUACGCGAUGAGCCGGCCGAAAAGGCCCCACCGCCGGCUGGCUCCAGUGAACCAAAAAAAACUUUUGAGCGCCACUGCCUGAACUGUCCCAACGAGCCCUAUAAUUUCGUUUUACUGCGUCAAAUGUACCCGAACAAGCUGCUGACGGGGCUCUGGGAUCUCUAUGUGAAGUGCAAAACGAAUGUGGACUGGGCCGUGGACAUACUGAUCAAGGAGGAUGAGCUGAAUGCCGGCUCGGGGUCGGACUUUGACGCGUCCAUGCUGCCAGAGGAGUCGGCACAGUUUCAAUGCGAUUGUGGGAGAGCUGAGAAAAAUGAGGUGGCUCCUACGCCGCCCCGUACACCAUCGCCAACGGGAUUGGUGGCCAAGCCGAUGCCCAAGGCCCAACGCCAGAGCCGUAACAAACGCAUCUUGGCGCCGCCCAACAAGGAGCUCCAGAUGCAAGUUGAGAACUGCUUUGUAAUAGGUGAUGAGCAAUACUCGGAGCACACCCGAAAGAUACGCGACAUUCGCAAUGGCAUACUCGAUCAGCCGCUGGUUGUUCCGCACUCGGAAGUCGUGGAAGCGGCGGAGGACGAGGAGGAUCCCGAAGACAAUAAUCUGGAGGAAAUGGACCUGGGGUCCACUUUGGUCAAGCAACUGCGCACUCUAUUCCAUACGGACGGUGAGAUGAUGCCGCCAGAUGAGGAAUUGCCCGCCACGAAGGUAUUUGUGCCACGGCAACUGCUAAAGCAGCUGUACAUGCUGUGGCUGGAGGGCGUCUACAACCAGCUGGAGGAGCAGCGUCAGAACACGCUGCGCGACGAUGAGCAAUUUGCCCGCCUGCUGAAGCAUCCCGAAUACGCCGAGUGCAGCGAGUCGCCUAGCAACGUGAAUGAGCUGCUCGACAUGGAGCUGGCGUGGAGCAUUUACAACAGCGAGCAACAGGCCGCCAAGCAGGCGUCAGAGAUGGCCGCCCGUCAGCAGCCAAACGACAUUGCCACCCAUUUGACCAAGAUGAAGCUGUGCGAGAAGUUCCCGAAUAUACCCAACGACACGGUGCUCGAGAUAUUCUCGGCCACUGGCAGCAACUAUGGCAAGACCGUGGAGGUGCUCGACAGCAAUGUCCAGAGCUCUCUCAACGAGGCGGAGCUUUACGAUAAGGCACUGCGCGAGAGCGAGAAGGUGGCUCUGCAGGAGCAACAGCAACAUCAAAAGUCACAGCAAACCAUCAAAGUCAGCGAGAAUGCUGCAAGCCAAGGCCAGCGUUGCGGAUCGUCAGCGUCGACGAGCAGUCGCUCGCCGCAGUUGCACGAGGAGGCAAAGAGCGCCGCUCUGCGUGACUUCGAGGAGACCCGCAAUCUGGCCGCCCAUCAUGCCCAGCUAAAGGCCGAAUGCUAUCUGAAGGCCAACCAGGCCGUGCAGAAGGGCAACGGCAACGUGGCCCUGUACUACUCCCAGAUAGCCAAUCUGCAUAAGACAAAGAUCGAUGUGUUCAACCAUCGGGCGGCCACCUGCAUCAUGGAGGUGCACAAGCACACCCAGAACAAUCCCGAUCUGCUGGACCUGCACUAUCUGCACACUGUGGAGGCCAUCAGCUGUCUGGAUCUCUUCCUCGAUCGCCACAUUACCAGGCUGCGCAAGAGCACGCGUGUGUACAAGCAUGUGUUCAUCAUCACAGGACGGGGACUGCACAGCGCCAAUGGAGUGUCCACCAUCAAGAACAAGGUCAAGUCCAGACUGGGCGAACGACGUUUACGCUGGCAGGAGGUGAAUCCGGGACUGUUGCGCGUGAAGGUGUUUUCUGCAUCGCGACACUCGGAUAACUUUUGAUCAGCAGCCAUCAACGGUGCAGGUCGGAAGAGAAGCAGCAGCGGCCACUAAUCGGUUUCCGUAAUUACUCUUUGUAUUGAUUCUUACCAAAUUCAUAGUUGGCCCAUUUUGCUGGCAGUGUUUUUAUUAUUUCCCUAUUUUAAUCAUAUUCCUCAUGCCAUGCAAGAGACAUUCCUCCCAAAUAACGUAUAUAUAUUCCUACUAUCAACGUUUUGUGUGACACACGCGAAUCGCGGGCUAAUUGAAGUCGGUAAACAGGUGCUAUAGCCUCGCCAUAGCCAAAACCCAAACUCAAGUAUCUAUCAAAGAUAUAUUUUUGUACUACUGCACAAGUUAUUAUACUAUUAGAACAAGUAAGAGUCUAGUUUUAAAGUAGUCCUAAUCCCAAAAAUUACAAUUAAACAUAUUUUUCUAUUGCCAAGCAAUUUUUUCCAGAA
Molecule: messenger RNA, 3546 nt
Organism: Drosophila subobscura
Lineage: Eukaryota; Metazoa; Arthropoda; Insecta; Diptera; Drosophilidae
Product: NEDD4-binding protein 2
Source: RefSeq, a predicted model, not a curated record